This is a messenger RNA of Gastrolobium bilobum, 1478 nucleotides long. RefSeq names its product BOI-related E3 ubiquitin-protein ligase 1-like. The transcript has 4 exons. Bases 244 to 1239 code for a protein of 331 amino acids. Gene Ontology annotation, molecular function: ubiquitin-protein transferase activity. The record is from RefSeq and is a predicted model, not a curated record. Lineage: Eukaryota; Viridiplantae; Streptophyta; Magnoliopsida; Fabales; Fabaceae.
ACUUCAAAAGAAAAGCCAACUCCACGAGAGGAAGAAGAGAAGCAAAGAAAAAAGAGAAAGAAAGAGGGAGCAGAAUAAGGGGUCUCUCUCGGACUGAUUCCCUUCAAUAGCAUCUAUCUCUUCCCCACUUCUACACUCCCCCAUCUAUAUCUAUUCUCUCUUCCUCAACAACAACAACAUAAAAGGCUAACAAAGGAAGAAAGGAAGGUGCUGCAACAAAGAAAAAGUGGACAUAAAUUGUUCAUGGCAGUUCAAGCUCAAUACCCACCCAAUGUCCUCUUUCUAAACAGCAGAAAUGGGCAAGAAGGACAUGAAUACUCAUUACAACCACAACAAGGAGGAGGACUCCUCGAUCAAUCACAUAUGUUAUACAACAACAAUGGAACAAGUACUAAUUCUCGCAAGAGAGGAAGAGAAGGAACAGCAGCCACAGCUGCUGGUGCCCCUGCUAAUGUUAUCAAUCCAUUCUCUUUGCAAUCACAGCCUCCACAGCUUAUACACCUUUCUCAGCUCCAUAAUAAUCACCAACAAAAUGUGGUUUCCACUGGCCUACGUUUAUCCUUCGAUGACCAACAACAACAAAGACCACAACUUCAUCAACAUCAUCAACAACAACAACAACAACAUGGGUCUCCCUCCUCUGCUUUCUUAUCUCUGUUAUCCGAAUCCCAAAUCAAACAACAGCCAGAUGAAAUUGACCAAUUCCUUCAAGCCCAGGGAGAGCAAUUGCGGCAGACAUUGGCGGAGAAGAGGCAGAGGCAUUACCGGGCGCUGCUUAGCGCGGCAGAGGAGAUGGUGACGCGGCGGUUAAGAGAGAAGGAAGCCGAGGUGGAGAAAGCCACCCGCAAGAACGCAGAAUUAGAGGCACGCGCCGCCCAGCUAAGCGUGGAGGCGCAGAUGUGGCAGGCGAAAGCCCGGGCACAGGAGGCGACGGCGGCUUCCCUGCAAGCCCAACUGCAGCAAACUAUAAUGGCCAGUGGCGUCGGAGAGGACGCCGGAGUUGGCGUUUCGUGCGCCGUGGAGGGCCAGGCGGAGGACGCCGAAUCGGCUUAUGUUGACCCGGAGCGAGUGAUGAUGGCGGCGCGUCCGAAAUGCAGAGGGUGUGGGAAACGCGUGGCCUCGGUGGUUGUUUUGCCGUGUCGGCACUUAUGCAUAUGUACAGAAUGCGAUGCGCAUUUCCGAGCAUGCCCAGUUUGCCUCACCCUAAAGAAUUCAACUGUUGAAGUCUUUCUCUCUUAGCAACCCUCAUUUUACUAAAUUACCACAAUCCAUAUCCAUAACAGUGCCUUCCAAACAGGCCCUCAGCCCUCAGACAGAAAAUUCCAUAAAAACAAAAUAUAAAUAAAAUUACAGUUUUGUUUAACCUUUGAAAGGGGAUGUAACAUUUGAUUUGAGUACAUUUACCUUCAGAUGAUGUACAUGGCCACAUGGGUACAUGUGGCAUUUUAUUUUAUUUUUAUUUUUGUUAUUUCUCUCUC